AGUGCGACAGUUACACGACAGCCACAUAGACAGGAGAAGUGCCGCUCGUUAACGUUAUAAAGCAUUGAGUAGUAAUCACACGACGCGGUUCCCGCUCCACUCCUAUCUCACCCACAGGGACCUUUCUGCUGUUUCUUGUAUUUUUUUUUUCUACCAGGAUGAAGACGAAAUUCGCCUGCGCGGAUGAGCUCCCGAAUUCUCUGGGUCUGUUGAUCGGCUCGGCCGGGGGGCUGGUGACCGCACAGAGAAACGCAGACUCAAUGGGGGUGGAAAACCGCAACGGCGACCAGGAGGAGAGCUGCAGAGCCAAGGAGGACGAGCCAGACCCCCGCACCAGGCGCAAGGCUUACCGCUGGUGUAAGGAGUUCCUGCCCGGGGCGUGGAGGUAUCUGGAGGAGGAGCGCUUCAGGAUCAGCGUCAUACGGGGUGGACUGAGCAAUAUGCUGUUUCAUUGCUCCUUGCCAGAAGAUGAGGUCAGUGUUGGCAAUGAACCACGAAGUGUCCUGGUGCGGGUAUAUGGCGCUAUCUUGCAGAUGUCUUGUAACAAAGGGGAGAACCAGGAGACCCAAAGAGAGAAUUUCUUUCAAGGUGCUGCAGCCAUGGUUAUGGAGAGUGUGAUGUUUGCAAUCCUGGCAGAAAGGUCUCUCGGACCCAAGUUGUAUGGGAUCUUUCCUCAAGGGCGUCUGGAGCAAUUCAUUCCGAGUCGAAGGCUUCAGACUGAAGAGCUGAGUUUCCCUGAUAUAUCGGCUGAGAUAGCAGAAAAGAUGGCCCGUUUUCAUGGCAUGAGUAUGCCAUUCAACAAGGAACCCAAGUGGCUUUUUGGAACAAUGGAGAAGUACUUGAAGCAGGUGCUGAAAAUCAAAUUUACAAGAGAGUCCCAUACUAAGAAACUGAACAAGUUUUUAAAUUACAAUCUUCCUAAGGAAAUGGCUAAUCUGAAGUCCUUACUAGAAGCAACGGAGUCCCCUGUUGUGUUUUGUCACAAUGACUGCCAAGAAGGAAACGUCUUAUUACUGGAUGGAAGGGAGAAUUCGGAAAAGCAGAAACUAAUGCUAAUAGAUUUUGAAUACAGCAGUUACAAUUAUAGGGGAUUUGACAUUGGUAAUCACUUUUGUGAAUGGAUGUACGAUUACACCUACGAGAAGUUUCCAUUCUUCAAAGCCAAUUUUUCAAAGUAUCCCACAAAGAAACAACAGCUUCACUUUAUAUCUAGUUACCUUAUGGAAUUUCAACCUGGGUUUGAAAACCUGAGCGAAGAAGAGAGAAGUAAGAUUGAGAACGAAAUGCUAAUUGAAGUUAACAGGUUUGCCCUGGCGUCCCAUUUCUUCUGGGGUUUGUGGUCUAUUAUUCAAGCAAAAAUCUCAUCUAUUGAGUUUGGGUAUAUGGAAUAUGCCAUGGCGAGGUUUGAUGCCUAUUUCCUACAUAAGAAGAAGUUGGGACUGUGAGUCCUACCUGCAUGGACGGUGAUCGGAAAACCUACCCAGCUUUAAAACGUUUCAAUACCAUCUUCUGCAAAUCAUCCUGUUCCAAAUGGGUCGCAUUGAAGGUUUCCGGAAGUAUUUUGAACCCAUAAUGUGAAUGAAUAUGAUCUGGAUUGGGCACUGGGGAGCUGCCCUUUGCUCUUGAGUAAAUGUUUGACAAUGAAAUCUAUCAAUUCAUCGGGAACUUUUAAGAUACCUGAGGUUUACAUAGUAGUGCCUCUCAUUCUGACGCUUGAUGAAUUGAAUGGAUGCUUUUUUAUUUUUUGCCCAUCAUGCAGUUUUGCUUUGAAAUUCAUGGUAGCGGUAAAAGUGUUAUUCAGUAUCUAAAAUUGUGAAUGUAAAUAUUGUAAAUUGUUAAAUAUCUUCAUGAUUUGUUUUCCAUUUUAGCAUUCAGUAGGGGUCCUUGUAUACAUUUCAGCUUUUUGGGGGGGGGUGCCUGGGCCGUCUGUAGUUCAUUUCUCAGAUAGUUUGCUCUGUGAAGCUUACAAUUUAUAUGGCAAGAGUUUAAAAUAGAGACAAAGUGGUCUAGGGCUCGAGAUUCCUCGAUAAUUGGGGCCGGCACCUGGACGUGAAAAAUCUGCUGGAAUAUCGCUCAAAUUCCAUAAAACUGUGAAAAAUGCGCAGUCUGCUUUUUUGUGAGUAAUUUGAGUGGAAUAGCAAAAAAAUUUGUGUACAUAGCCUUAGUCGAUGGAACAACGAGACAAAGAUCGCGGAGUGCAGGGAAGUAAAGUGCGCUACAGUGUUAGUAUCCCCGCUUGUUCUCCUAAUCAAAACUUCUGACAUUGCUUUUCUUUUUUUUUUUU
Messenger RNA from Hyla sarda, 2284 nucleotides. RefSeq names its product choline kinase alpha (gene CHKA). The record is from RefSeq and is a predicted model, not a curated record. Gene Ontology annotation, biological process: CDP-choline pathway; phosphatidylethanolamine biosynthetic process. Gene Ontology annotation, cellular component: cytoplasm. Gene Ontology annotation, molecular function: ethanolamine kinase activity; choline kinase activity. The transcript has 12 exons. Bases 159 to 1445 code for a protein of 428 amino acids. Lineage: Eukaryota; Metazoa; Chordata; Amphibia; Anura; Hylidae.